CUUCAGCAGAUCGAGACCAACAUCAAAGCGAUAAGUCUUACUGAUUGGACAAUGAAAGAGGAAAUUGCUGCAACAGUGGUUUUAAUCUCCCGAAUGGUGAAGAAAAAUGAGAAACUCAGCAAAAAGAAGGUUGAGAAAUUCUGCAGCAAACUGACCAAAGUUCUGUUUGAAAAAUACAAGAAUCACUGGUACUGGGGGGACCCAGCCAAGGGCCAAGCAUACAGGUGUAUCCGGGUGAAUAAGAGUCAGCCUUUGGAUCCAGUCCUGCUCCAGGCGUGUCUGGAAAGCAAUAUCGAAUAUUCUUCACUGCAGCUGCCAAGCGAGCUCACUAUCUGGGUGGAUCCUUAUGAAGUGUGGUGUAGAUGUGGAGAGAAGAACCAGCCUUUCAUUGUGACCAGGUUAGAGGACAAUAAUACAGACUUGGAAAUUUUUAAAGACAUCAGCAGUGCUGCAGAGCGUGCAGGCUGUGAAUAUAGUUCUGGAACCUCUUCUGAUGAGGAAGGCUACAAGAAGCCAAAUACCACCUCUGUCAGUGACACCCAUGCUGGUUAUCCAGCUGGGGUUCAGGAAGACUUCUCUGUCCCCUUGGAAAGAAAGACCAUACCAAUUGUGAACAACCCGAACAGUGUAUACCAGGUGGAAGUAUGUACCAGCUUCAAAGGCCGUGGGAGCCCUGGUCCAGGAUUGCAAACCAUUCCGACAGUGAUUAACCCAAAGAGUAUCUAUCAGGUAAAUGAUUACAACAGCCACCCUCCAGCUGUAUGGCCCAAGUUUCUACGAAAGAAGAUGUUUCCUGAAGACUACAGCUGCCAUUCAUUCCAGGGCAAUUACAGAGGGUACCGAGCGUCCAACAUGUUCCUAUUUCCUCGUGUGGACCGUUAUCAUUGGGUGAACACCAAGCGAUAAUCUCUGCCUGUGCUUUCCUUUUGAACUCCUCCUUACUUCUCCCCAAUGGCUUUCUGGCAAUCCAGUUCUGACUGACUUUUAUUGACUUGUGUCCUGACCCAGUUGGGGAGUUGAAUGUGUC
Molecule: messenger RNA, 1027 nt
Organism: Stegostoma tigrinum
Lineage: Eukaryota; Metazoa; Chordata; Chondrichthyes; Orectolobiformes; Stegostomatidae
Gene: btg4
Product: B-cell translocation gene 4
Exons: 5
Coding region: 52-906 (284 amino acids)
Biological process (GO): negative regulation of mitotic cell cycle; negative regulation of cell population proliferation
Cellular component (GO): nucleus; cytoplasm
Source: RefSeq, a predicted model, not a curated record